Gorilla gorilla gorilla (western lowland gorilla) is the source of this 3112-nucleotide messenger RNA. RefSeq names its product aarF domain containing kinase 5 (gene ADCK5). The transcript has 13 exons. Lineage: Eukaryota; Metazoa; Chordata; Mammalia; Primates; Hominidae. The coding region runs from base 1631 to 3052 and encodes 473 amino acids. The record is from RefSeq and is a predicted model, not a curated record.
AGUUUCACUCUUGUUGCCCAGGCUGGAGUGCAAUGGUGGGAUCUCUGCUCACUGCAACCUCCACCUCCUGGAUUCAAGCGAUUCUCCUGCCUCAGCCUCCUCAGUAGCUGGGGAUUACAGGCACACGCCACCACACCCAGCUAAUUUUGUAUUUUUUAGUAGAGGCGGGUUUCUCUGUGUUGGUCAGGCUGGUCUUGAACUCCUGACCUCAAGUGAUCCGCCCGCCUUGGCCUCCCAAAGUGCUGGGAUUAUAGGUGUGAGCCACCACACCCGGCCUCCAACAUUUCAUUGUGAAAAACUUCAAACAUACAGCAAUGUUGAAAAUGCUCUGUGAGGCAAUGUGAAAUGCAAUGUGAAAAUGCUUUGGGAGGCCGAGGAGGGCGGAUCACAAGGUCAGGAGUUCGAGACCAGCCUGACCAACGUGGAGAAACCCCAUCUCUACUAAAGAUAGAAAAAUUAGCUGGGCAUGUGGUGGGCACCUGUAGUCCCAGCUCCUCGGGAGGCUGAGGCGGGAGAAUUGCUUGAACCUGGGAGGCGGAGGUUGCAGUGAGCCUAGACUGUGCCAUUGCACUCCAGUCUGGGCGACAGAGCGAGAUUCCAUCUCAAAAAAAAAAAAAUUAAUUAAAUUCCUUCUCCCCCAAGCACAAGUCUGUGGGACUUUUUCACAUCUUUAAGUUUUGUUACAAAAGUGUUGUGUUUACUAUAACAAAUUUUAAUAGUAGAAAAGUUAGAGCCGGGCACGGUGGCUCACGCCUGUAAUCCCAGCACUUUGGGAGGCCGAGGCGGGCGGAUCAUGAGGUCGGGAGAUCGAGACCAUCCUGGCCAACACGGUGAAACCCCGUCUCUACUAAAAAUACAAAAAAAUUAGCCAGGCGUGGUGUUGGGCGCCUGUAGUCCCAGCUACUCGGGAGGCUGAGGCAGGAGAACGGCGUGAACCCGGGAGGUGGAGCCUGCAGUGAGCUGAGAUCGCGCCACCGCACUCCAGCCUGGGCAACACAGCGAGACUCCUUCUCAAAAAAAAAGAAAAAGAAACCCUGGCCUAACCCAAGCAGGCACUCCAGGUGCUCUGCGGGGACCAGAGUGGGGCCUGAAUGGCCGGGGUGUCGCCCUGGGUUGAUGGGGGACACAGAGCCCACCUGAGCGCCAGAGCUGCGCUUCAGGAAUGACUGUGGGCCCUGUCCCCAGGCAGGUACGUGAGCUUCACAGAACGCAGGGACAGGCCUCUGGCCAUGGCCAGCCUUGGAGAAGCCACUCUGACCUCAGCCCCUCCCUGUGCACCUGUGUGUGGUCUGCCCGCUGCCUGGCGCCUCAUUCCAGGGCUGCCCAGCUGGUCCCCAGAGUUCUCCCAGGGCUCCCACCCUGAUAUCCUCCUAACUGGGGCCAGGCCUGGGGACACCCCUCUACCCCAUCCUCUUGCCUAAAUCUCCCCCAGGAGCCCAGUACCUGCUCAACAGAUACCCAGGAUGUCCCCCACUUCCUGCCUUAACUGGGCUCUCUUCCCUGCAGACCUUGCCUCCCCAGGCCUUGGAGACCCACCCUUCUGGUGUCCUCCUCUCUUCCUAGUGGACCUCAGGCUGCAGGUCUCUGAAGGUCGGCCUGCAGAUCUCCCUGGACUACUGGUGGUGCACCAAUGUUGUCCUUCGAGGGGUGGAAGAGCCCAGGCUACUUGGAGGUGAUGUCUGCGUGUCACCAGCGGGCGGCUGAUGCCCUGGUGGCAGGGGCCAUCAGCAACGGGGGCCUCUACGUGAAGCUGGGCCAGGGGCUGUGCUCCUUCAACCACCUGCUUCCCCCUGAGUAUACCCGGACCCUGCGCGUGCUAGAGGACAGGGCCCUCAAGCGGGGCUUCCAGGAGGUGGACGAGUUGUUCCUUGAGGACUUCCAGGCCCUCCCCCACGAGCUCUUCCAGGAGUUUGACUACCAGCCAAUUGCUGCCGCCAGCCUGGCACAGGUGCACAGAGCCAAGCUGCACGAUGGCACCAGCGUGGCCGUGAAGGUGCAGUACAUCGACCUGCGGGACCGCUUCGAUGGGGACAUCCACACCCUGGAGCUCCUGCUGCGGCUCGUUGAGGUCAUGCACCCCAGCUUUGGCUUCAGCUGGGUCCUCCAGGACCUGAAGGGGACCCUGGCCCAGGAGCUGGACUUCGAGAAUGAGGGCCGCAACGCAGAGCGCUGUGCGCGGGAGCUGGCGCACUUCCCCUACGUCGUGGUGCCCCGCGUGCACUGGGACAAGUCCAGCAAGCGCGUGCUCACUGCCGACUUCUGCGCCGGCUGCAAGGUCAACGAUGUGGAGGCCAUCAGGAGCCAGGGGCUGGCGGUGCAGGACAUAGCGGAAAAGCUCAUCAAGGCCUUUGCUGAGCAGAUAUUUUACACGGGCUUCAUCCACUCGGACCCACAUCCUGGCAACGUUCUGGUGCGGAAAGGCCCGGACGGGAAAGCGGAGCUGGUGCUGCUGGACCACGGGCUCUACCAGUUCCUGGAGGAGAAGGACCGCGCAGCCCUCUGCCAGCUGUGGCGGGCCAUCAUCCUGCGGGACGACGCCGCCAUGAGGGCGCACGCAGCCGCGCUGGGGGUGCAAGACUACCUCCUGUUCUCCGAGAUGCUCAUGCAACGCCCCGUGCGCCUGGGGCAGCUGUGGGGCUCGCACCUACUGAGCCGCGAAGAGGCGGCCUACAUGGUGGACAUGGCCCGUGAGCGCUUCGAGGCCGUCAUGGCGGUGCUCAGGGAGCUGCCGCGGCCCAUGCUGCUGGUGCUGCGCAACAUCAACACCGUGCGCGCUAUCAACGUGGCCCUCGGCGCCCCCGUGGACCGCUACUUCCUUAUGGCUAAGAGGGCUGUCCGGGGCUGGAGCCGCCUGGCGGGCGCCACGUAUCGGGGUGUCUACGGCACCAGCCUCCUGCGCCAUGCCAAGGUCGUCUGGGAGAUGCUCAAGUUUGAAGUGGCACUCAGGCUGGAGACCUUGGCCAUGCGGCUGACCGCCCUCCUGGCUCGUGCUCUGGUCCACCUGAGCCUCGUGCCCCCAGCGGAGGAGCUCUACCAGUACCUGGAGACCUAGGGUGCAGCCGCCCAGGGGCGGCUGGGCCCUUUUCGCCAUGGGCUGACGGAGGUGGCGGGG